CGUCCUUAUCCCUCCGCAUCGGCACCGAUUAGAAUAUCUGCAUCUGCAGAUUCAACCAUGACAAAAUACGCUUGGCAUUCAAGCAGCAGUGUUGGAAUAGCCCCCCCAUGAUUCAACCCUUCUUAUCAACCAUUUUUCGCAGCAGGCGCUGAUUUACAGGUUUUGUUGCAGUCCUGGUAUCGGCAUACAUACAUUUAGAUCGGCACCUGAGGUCCAUUGGUGUUUGCCUCUGUGUCAAGUGUGGCCAUGGCUGUUGAAGCGGAUGAAGCGGGCGGAAUUGAUCUCAAGAGGCUCGAGGCCAUCCUUCAGCAGUUCGACAUCACAAUCGCCGAGGCGAAUGAUCUGGUAGAUCUGGAUAAUCACAGCUUCGUGAUUCUUGCAGAUGAUUCUGGGAGCAUGAAGAACAGCAGUCUUUCAGCCGAAGAGCUGAACUCGAACGCUGAGCCGCGUUCGCGCUUCGACGAGGCUAGACAAGCGGCAUCGAUGAUUAUCGAGAUGGCUUCCUGCUUCUCUGACAGGGGCACAGAUCUGUAUUUUUGCAACAGGAGGUCUCGGCAGCACAUCAAAAGCAUGAACGACGAAGAGUUCCAGCGUGCCUUCGACAAGUUGCCGAGCGGUCCAUCGAACCUUGGCCAGCGAAUCCUGGAGGUGGGCGAGCGUGCGGCCGUGCGCAUGGGAGUGGAACGACCGAUACUCAUUUUUGUGCUCACCGAUGGCUUGGUGGACAAGCAGGACCUGUUCGAGAAUAAUGUUGAGGCGCUGAUGAAAAAGAAAACCAAAGCCAAGGGCAAUUUCAAGCUGCAGCUCAUGGCCUGCACAAGCAAUGCGGAGGAUGCAGAGUGGCUCUCCCAGCUGGAGUACAAGUUCGAGGCCGUGGACUGCAUCGACGACUACCAGGAGGAGCUCAAGCAGGUGAUCAGAGCAAGAAAGACGAAGACUUUCACCCGAGGGGACUGGGUCCUGAAGGCGAUGCUGGGUCCGAUCAGCAAGAAACACGACAACCUGGACGAGGGUGGACUGCUCGUGAACCUGUCCGAGGUCACCAACUGGACGGGCGCGUGUCCCUGCUGCACCAAGCUCUUGGGAAUGAAGUAAGGUUCCAAGCUCUUGGGAGGAGGAGGAGGAGGAAGACGAGGAGAUCCGCUUUUGACCGUCCCAUGGCCCGAUAGGCCGAAGUCGAGUAACAGCGCCAGUGAAGAACUCAUACCGUUGGAGAUCCAGGGAGCUGGCUCCCGGCAGCGCCAAUGCGCAUUGCCCGCUCCUAUCCGGGCGCUCUCGCACAUGGCUUGGCGCGCGGCAAAAGGAGAGGGCUAUGGUAGCGCG
Molecule: messenger RNA, 1323 nt
Organism: Prorocentrum cordatum
Lineage: Eukaryota; Dinophyceae; Prorocentrales; Prorocentraceae
Source: the annotation of a GenBank genome assembly